AUGGCAAUCACGCAGUUAAUCGAGCCGCAGCCGCUGCAGACUAGUAGGGUUGCGCUAAACGACGUUAAGAAGAGCCUCCUAGUGGCGCUCGGGAAGCUCAACGAUCGCGACACGCAGCAGAACGCCGUGGGGGAUCUGCAGAAUAUCGUGGAGUGCCUGCCGCCGGAAGGCAUUCCCGUCUUCCUCUCCUGCCUCUACGAGACUGACAGCACCCAUCGCACCUUCGUCCGGAAAGAAUGUCUCAGGCAAUUCGCCAUCCUUGCGAUGACCUUCGGCCCGCUCCUGUCGCCGCAUCUUCCCAAGAUCGUCGCAGCCGUCGUCCGUCGCCUGCGCGACCCCGAGUCCACCUUAAUUGAAUCCUGCGCAGAAGCCAUGGCGACACUAGUUCAGCACGUUCCCCCACCUCCCCACGAUACCGUCCCCGGAGCUAUUCCCGUCGGCGGCUUCGGAGCCAUGGGCGUUUACGUUCGGCCGCUCCUCGACACGCUCGGCGAGCAGAGCCGAAACUCGCAGGCAGGUGCGGCGAUCUGUCUCGACCGCGUCUUCCGGGCUGCCCGGGAGAAAAUGGAGCCGAGCGCGGCGCGCGUGCUGAUGCGAGCGAACGGCAUGCUCUCGCGGCAAGGGUUUCAGGCGAAGGCGCAGCUGCUGGGCGCCGUUGCAAGCCUUGCCGAGGUGUGCGGGGAAUCCAUGGGCGCGCAAGUGCCCGUGCUGGUCUCCGCCGCGACCGCCGCCGUGGCGUCCGCGGACUGGGCCACGCGCAAGGCUGCGGUAGACCUGCUGGGGCAGCUCGCCAUCAACCUGCCGGCGGAGUUUCUGGGGGAGAGCCGCGCGGCCGUCAUGAAGGCGCUGGACCAGUGCAAAGGCGAUAAGGUGAAGAAUGUGCGCGAUUCCCUGGCGCAGGCGAAGCAGGCGUGGGCGUGUGUGGAAUGGGAGGACCCGCCCGCAGCGGGCCAGCACCAAGUGCUGUCCGUGCCGUCCCUCUCGUCAGAAUCGGCAGCGGCUGCCGUGCAGACCCCGUCGCUGCCCUCUGCUGCUGCUGUUGGCAGCGCAUCAGGAGGGCGCUCCAGUUUCUCACCUGGUGCAGCAGAAAACGACAAAAGCAUUGGCAACCGCUCAUUCAAGCUUCAAGGCCGCUCGUCCUCGCUUGUAACAGACCCGUUUCAAGACGCUCGAGACGCAGCAGAGGCAGAAGAAGCAGCAGCUGCAGCAUCAGCAGCAGCAGCAGCAUCAGUAUCAGCAGCUACAGCAGCAGCAGCAGCAGCAGCAGCUGCUGCCAGUGUGACCCCUGCUGUGAAGCGGGGAGGAGUGAGCGGCAUGCUGGCACGCACCUUCAGUGGGCUGGGCCGAGCUCGAGCUGAGGAAGCAACAGCAAGUGCUGCUGCUGUAGGAGUGGCAGGAGCAGGAGGAGGAGCAGGAGGGGAGGGAGAAGAGGGCGGAAGGAAAAUCGGACUGAGCAAAGGGGGGAUUGGGUCCCACGCAUGGGCUCCGGAAUUAUCUCAGUCGAAACCCAGAGAAGCUUCCAAAGGAGAAGCUACUAACGCGGAUAAUGGAGCUGGAGAGAAGGCUGCUCGGCCUAAGUUUGAGCGGCAGCCGCUUCGAGGAAACCCUCUGUUUUUCAAGAAGGCGGGCGCAGGGGGGAAGGCUGGGGGAGGUGACGACUGGUCCGUGGAAGUGAUGGUUCCUAAAUCGAAGGCCGGGGCAGUGGGGGAGAAGGGUGACAGUAAAGGGGGGUCGGCGCGGAGGAAUUCGACUUCGGGGAUUGCUGCUAUCAAGGCUGCGGCCGCUGCUGGUGGGAGAGGCAAGGAGGGCACAGGGGGAGGGAAAGGAGCAGGAGCAGGUAGCGAUUGGAAUGUGGAGAUUCUAGUGCCUAAGACACGUGGCGGAUGGGGCAAGGGCGGUGGCGAGUCAGAGGAGAAGCGGGAGGUGAAUGGAGAAGGAGUGAAGGAGAUGAACGGAAGGGGCGGUUCGGACAAGGCCGACUUGCAGCAGGAGGAGGUGGCGCCGAGUGCGAUCCAACAGCAGCAGCAGCAGCAGCAGCAGCAGCAGCAGCAGCAGCAGCAGCAGCAGCAGCAGCAGCAGCAGCAGCAAUACCAGCAGCAGCAGCAGCAGCACCACCAGCAGCAGCAACAUCAGCAGUAUCAGCAGCACCAGCAGCAGCAGCAGCAGCAGCAGCAACAUCAGCAGUAUCAGCAGCAGCAGCAGCAGCAGCAGCAGCAGCAGCAGCAGCAGCAGCAGCAGCAGCAGCAGCAGCGGCGGCGGCGGCGGCGGCGGCGGCUGCAGCGGCAGCAGCAGCGGCAGCGGCAGCAGCAGCAGCAGCAGCAGCAGCGGCAGCGGCAGCAGCAGCAGCAGCAGUAUCGUAAUCAGCAGGUGCAGGAGCGAGUGGAGGAGAGGAACGAGGACGAGAAGCAGGAAUUUCUGCACCACAUGCUUCGAGAGGUAGAGGGAGAGAAGGACACAGGAGGGAAUACUGAACCCAGUGGUGCUUAUAACAGGGGGCAGGAGGAGGGAGUGGGGGGUGUUAUCAAUGCUGCGGGAGGGCCUGCAGCGAGGUAUGCUACUGGGUUGGAGAGUGAGGAGGAAAGGGAGGAGGAGGAAGAGCGGGAGGUGAAGAGAGAGUGUGAGGAGGAAAAGGCACCAAAAGUGGAGAAGCGCGGCGAGGAGUCUCAAGGCGCAGAGAAUGACGCUUAUGGUUCUAGCGAGUCUGACAAUGACGAGGAUGGGAAUCAGCGGGAAGGUAGGGCAGGCGAAUGGGAGGAGAGGAAGGGGCGGAAGGCAACAGGGGGUGGUGAUGCCUUGGGAAGGCAGAAGUGGAGCAAGGGCAGGAACAGAUGGAAGGACGGUCAGGGGCAGGGGCAGGGGGUGGGGAAGACAGAGGAGGAGAAGAAUAGGAAGGGGGAGGAGGAGGCGGGUAGAAGGGGCAGGGGCGUGGGGAAUACGGGGAGGGGAGAAGGGGGAGGGGCGCUGCGCCAAUCGUAUGACUGGGGGAGCGCGGGGAAGGCUGGGAGGGGAGGCAAGGGUGGGGGAAGAAAGGAGGGAGUGAGAGAGGCGGAAGAGAGGGGGAAGAGAGUGGAUGGGGUUGGGAGAAGGGAGAGGGGAACGUGGGGAGAAGGAGGCGGUGGUAUGAGGAGGAGUAAUUCUUGGAGCAGUAGUCUCUCUGUUGAUACCACCGGUGGUGGGAAAGCCAGGGUCGUGCAGGGUAAAGGAGGGUGGUGGGAUGGGGAGGAAGAGGAGGGUGAGAGGGUGGAGAGAGGGCGAAUGAGGAGAAAGGAGGGUAGGGAGGAUGGGAGGGGAAGGAGGAGGUAUGGGUCACUGAGCAGUCAUUUGUCUUCAAGCGAGGAAGAGGAGGAGGAUUAUGGGGAGUCUUUUCCUCGUGCUCGUAUGAGGCGUGGGUGGGCUAAUAACGAGGAUGCUAUGGAUUCGAGUCCGAAAGGAGGCCGCAGAGACGGAAGGUCCGGUGUUGGGAAGGGUGUGAAGCAGCAGCAGAGGCAGGGCGACACGUGGCAGAAGCAGGAGGUGACACGUCAGGAGGAGAAGCUCGGGCGGAAGAGGCCGCAGCAGAGUCAGUACCAGGGGCAGCAGCACCAGUCGAGGCAGAGCGGGUUAAAGAAGGCGGAUGGAGAGCAAAUGCAGAUUAGACGCUCCUAUGACUUGACUGUGGCGGAGGCAGUGGAGGCAGAGGUGCAGAGACUGAGGCAACGAGUGGCUGAUAUGGAGCGGCAGCAGGACAGCUACCAGGGCAUGGUGGAGGGUUUCAUGAGCGCUACCAGGCGAACCAUGGAUAGUCUCGAGCUGCGAAUGCUUGUUGCUGCUUCUCCAGUGGUAGCCUCUCUCCCUUGGACCUCCAAUGCUGCUGCCUCCCCCUCACCCCACGCUGUCCCCACCUCUCCUCACCCCAUCUCCACCUCCGCCCUCCCUACCAUGCCCUCCCCUUACCUCCCUGCUCGCAUUCGCACCACUGCUGGUGGUGACAGCAGCAGGGGGCUCACCCCUGGACGAAGGCUGUCGUUGCAGGGAGGAGGAGGGAUGGGUGGGAUAGGGAGCAGCGCAGGGGGGAUAGGCAGUGGGUCUGGUGCUGGUGGCUUCGUGCAGGCACAGCCAUUCAUGGGUGGGUUUGGUGGUAUUGGAGCAGGGAAUGAAGCAGCUUAUACGGAGGAUGAUAAUGCUGCAGCUGCUGCAGCUGUGGCCGAAGCAGCGGCGGCGGCAGCAGCAGCUGAGGCGGCACGUGUGGCUUCAUUCCAAAGUCAGCAGCAGCAACAGCAGCAGCAGCAGCAGCUGGUAACUCUAAGGAGAACCUCUUCCUUGAGCUGCGGACAGAACGCCACUCCUCCCACUGGCCCUCCCCGCACGCCUCCCCACUCCUCUACCCAGAGGGAGGAGGAGGGGGGGGAGGAGGAGGAGGGGGGGGGAGGAGGAGGAGGGGGGGGAGGAGGAGGAGGGAGAGGAGGCGGGGGAGGUGAAAGUGCAGAAGCAGCAGCAGAUAAGCCUCUAGGUCCGCUGAAGCGCCACGUGGCACCAGCCAAUUGGUCGUGGGCCGUGGCUUUAGAUGAGCUCAAGGCCGGGGGGUUCGAGGGUGCUUAUAAAGAGGUGCUGAAGGCUGCAGAUGCGGGUGCUAUGGUGCGGCUGAUGGGCCGAACCGGGCCUGUGCUGGGGCAUCUGUCGCCUGAUACCGGGGCGGAGGUUAUACGGCGCAUGGUGGAGCUGCUUAUAAGGGGGACGUCGGUGGAAUACCUGCUGCCGUGGGUUCGGCAGCUGCUGGACAUAAUGACGGACGAGUCAUCUCUCCCGUACGGAGCAGAGGGUCCGGCAGUGGACGGGCAUCUGAAACAGCACGUGCUGGCAGCGCUGCAGCAGGUGGUGGGCGCCGAUGGGGGCAGCUGGGUGGGGCGAUCAGCAGGCGACUACCGGCGACAGCUGGCUGAUGCAUGGGGCAUGUGA
Messenger RNA from Closterium sp. Naga37s-1, 4935 nucleotides. NCBI's taxonomy places the organism in Eukaryota, Viridiplantae, Streptophyta, Zygnematophyceae, Desmidiales, Closteriaceae. The record is from the annotation of a GenBank genome assembly.